UGAAAUAUCGCCAAAAUUAUUUAACCAUUUUAGGAUCGAGAUCUGAUCUACGGGUUUUUUUUUUUGAUAAAAUUUAUUCUCUUUACUGUUUAUCUUUGAUUUUCGAUUCGCUUAAAACUAUGGCUUCUUCUUUGUUAUUAUUAACACGACCUCACACCAAUCUUCUUUUAAGUUUAACUCAACCUAAACGAUCUACAAUAAACCGAAACUCUUUAAUAAAAGUAAUCACACUUUUUCGUUUGCCCAGUUAUCGGACACUUAGUCUGUUUCCGGCAAAAACUAUCGUUCCAAUGAACACGAGUUUUAUUCGUAGACAAACAACUUCUGCAACAAAUCCCGUUGAAAACUUACCAAAAAAAGUUCGAAACAAGCCAAAAAAAUCGAGUGUUGAUAGUAUGAGUCCUGAGGCCAAAAGGGCGUACGAGAUAACAGGCUACAUUAUGUUUGCUUCGACAUUAGGUCUUGUUAUAUAUUCUGGGCGUCCAUUCAAUACUGAUCGAGAAAAUCAAUAUAAAGAUUUAGACACUUUCACAGCGUGGUGUAAGCGAUUGGGAGCACGCACCAAGGAUCUUUUUCAUUUUUUCACAGAACCACCAUCGGAUAAAUUGUUACCGGAUCAAGAUUCCCUGCCACCACCGCCUUCUCCAUAUACGUUAGUAAUUAAUUUGGACCAAACUCUCAUUUAUUCAACUUGGGACAGAGAGAAUGGUUGGCGAUUGGCAAAACGACCUGGAGUUGAUUAUUUUUUAUUUUUUGUGGCAAAUAUUUUCGAAGUGGUUAUUUUCACAUCCCAGCCCUCAUAUAUUGCUGAACAAAUUUUAAUGAAACUUGAUCCAUUGGGACUUGUUCCCUAUAGACUUUAUAGAGAAUCGACGAGAUAUGUUGAAGGCAAAAUAGUCAAGGAUAUUUCAAAAUUGAAUCGGGAUCUUUCAAAAGUAAUUAUUAUGGAUUCUAAUCCCGAUUCUUAUUCAUUGCAACCUGAGAAUGCAAUUGCGGUACCUCCAUGGAAAGAAGAUCCAAAUGAUACUUUCUUAAUAGAUAUUUUACCGUUCCUUGAAUCUUUUCCACUAUUUACGGUCAAUGAUGUUCGUCAAAUAUUACCACAAUAUAAAGAAGAAAAUAUUCCAAAAGCUUAUGCUGCAUGGGAAGAACAAUGGAAUAAACAACAACAGUUGGAAUGGGAAAAUAAACUUAAGCAACCAAAAAAAGGAUUAGCAAGCUUAGUUUCAGCUUUUAGCAGUGGUCAAAUUCAAGAACAAAUACCUCCUUAUAAACAAAAAUUGAUGCAACGUCAAAUUAUGAAUGAUGAGAUUAACAAUUCAUAUCGAGAUUAUAAACGGCGUGCACCAGAAUUACAACAAAUGUACAAAAGUAGUAUGGAGAAUUGGCAGAAACAGGUUGAGGAGAGUAUGAAAGAGAAAAGGACAACACUCUGGGAACUUAUGACUCAAGGAGUACCCCAAGUUCCUAUGCCUGAUUUACCAUCAGACCAAGAUAGUUCACAAUUAAAUCCCCUUAAACAAACUAAUUCUCCAUCACAGUGAAUUAUAUUACAAUUAAUUAUUUAAUUAUUAGGCAAAAGUUAAAGGGAAAAAAAAUUUUUUUCUUGAUGAUGUGCAUUAUUUACCGCAGAUUAAUAUCACGUGAACAUUGUAAAAUUGACGAUCAAUUUCCUUUUGCGAUAACAAUAGUAUUCCGGAGUUAGCAAUCCGUAAAAUUGUUCUUACAAAUGUUUAAUUAAAAGAUUAAUUAAAAAAAAUAUUAAACUUACUUUUAUUAUUAUUAAUUAUUAUUAUUAAAUAUAAAAAUUC
Messenger RNA from Rhizophagus irregularis DAOM 181602=DAOM 197198, 1811 nucleotides. RefSeq lists its product as uncharacterized. Gene Ontology annotation, cellular component: TIM23 mitochondrial import inner membrane translocase complex. Gene Ontology annotation, biological process: protein import into mitochondrial matrix. The record is from RefSeq and is a predicted model, not a curated record. Lineage: Eukaryota; Fungi; Glomeromycota; Glomeromycetes; Glomerales; Glomeraceae.